AUGGCACCGAAGCUCUACAGUCCCUACGGCCAGCGACCCAGGCGGUCCAACCAGCUCGUCGUCCUCUGGGUGACCUGCUUCGUCGCCAUCCUGGUCAUGACCUGGUACAUAACCACGCGCCACAAGGAGACGGCCAAGUCCUACACCUCGGAAUUCGUCAUGGGCGGCAGGGUCAAGCAGGAUGCCGGGGGCGACGCGUCGUGA
This is a messenger RNA of Phialemonium atrogriseum, 204 nucleotides long. RefSeq lists its product as uncharacterized. NCBI's taxonomy places the organism in Eukaryota, Fungi, Ascomycota, Sordariomycetes, Cephalothecales, Cephalothecaceae. Bases 1 to 204 code for a protein of 67 amino acids. The transcript has a single exon. The record is from RefSeq and is a predicted model, not a curated record.